Messenger RNA from Balaenoptera acutorostrata (minke whale), 1461 nucleotides. RefSeq names its product immunity related GTPase cinema (gene IRGC). The record is from RefSeq and is a predicted model, not a curated record. Gene Ontology annotation, molecular function: GTP binding; GTPase activity. Gene Ontology annotation, cellular component: membrane. Lineage: Eukaryota; Metazoa; Chordata; Mammalia; Artiodactyla; Balaenopteridae.
AUGCCCCCACCUGGGCUGGGGGAUCACACCUGGCGGGAACAGUGGAAUGAGGAACGUGAGGCAGAGCUAAGGAACUUGCCCAGCAAGUGGUUAAACAACUUGGUCAGCAACUGGGUUAAACAGAGGAGGGGGAGACGGGACAUCCUGGGCCAGCCCUGCUGCCUGUCAUCAAGUCCUGAAGAUGGAGAGCUGGGGGUCAGGCAGCCCAUGGCAAGUGAAGUCUUCCAAUCAUGCCUCAGCCAGUCCAAGAUACUGGAGCUCUCGAAAGACACCAGGGCUCUGAAGGAGGCCUUUGAGGCGGGGGACCUGCCAGCAGUAGCCGCCAAGUUACAAUCUACGCUUCAUCCUCUGGAGAACGUCGGGCUGGACAUUGGUGUUACCGGGGGAACGGGCUCAGGCAAGUCAACCUUUGUCAACACCAUCCGGGGGCUGGGGGGCGAGGACCCCACCUCGGCCUGCACGGGCGUGGUGAAAAUGACUGUGGACCCCACGCCAUACCCGCACCCCAAGUACCCCAACAUCGUCAUCUGGGACCUGCCGGGCAUAGGCACACACGCCUUCCGGGCUGACAAAUACCUCCAGCGGGUGCUGCUGGGCCGGUACGACUUCUUCCUCAUCAUUACGUUGGAGAGCUUCGCUGCCGACCACGCCCAGCUGGCCCUUGAGAUCCGGCGGCGGGGCAAGCGCUUCUACUGCAUCCACUCCAAGGUGGGUGUGGACAUCGCCGCCUUGUGCAGCUACCGCCCCAGCCCCUUCUCGGAGGAGAGGGUGCUCAUCCCGAUCCGGGACGACUGUGUGCAGAGGCUGGAGGCGGAGGGCCUCAAGGACCCCAAGGUCUUCCUGCUGUCCAUGUUUGAGUCAGGCAAGUACGCCUUCCGCCUGCUGGAGGAGUCGAUGGUGAGGGGCCUAGAGAGCCACAAGCGGCAUGCGUUCCUGGUGGCCCUGCCCAACGUCUCCAAGCCCAUGCUGGAGCGGAAGGCGGCCUCGCUACGGCAGCACAUCUGGCUGGUGGCCAUGGUGGCCUGCGGGGCCAACCCGAGUCCCGUGCCGGGCGUGCCGGAAGUGGCCUGAGACCUGUACCACACGCUCACCCGCUCCCUGGAGGGCUACCGCCGCAGCUUCAGCUUGGACAAGAGCUCCCUCGUCAGGCUGGCGGAGCAGACGGGCCGGCCCCUGCACAAGGUCCUGGAGGCGCUACAGGGCCCGAAGACCGAGAUCACCGAGGCGCUGGUGGCGGAACUGCUGGGCCAGGCCUCCGGGGAUGCCUCGGCGUUCAGCCAGGAGCCCCUCAGCGUGCCCGUCCUGGGCUCCCUGGCCGCCUGCGGCCUCCCCUUUGCCACUGUUUACCGGAUACUCCACACCUCCCUGGACGUGGACAUCUAGAGCGUGCUGGUUGAGGCCUCCCUCGACAACCCCGAACACAAGCUCCCAGAUAAAUCCAGUCAAGGAUCCCAGCCCUGA